Molecule: messenger RNA, 1482 nt
Organism: Habropoda laboriosa
Lineage: Eukaryota; Metazoa; Arthropoda; Insecta; Hymenoptera; Apidae
Product: prion-like-(Q/N-rich) domain-bearing protein 25
Exons: 7
Coding region: 91-1095 (334 amino acids)
Source: RefSeq, a predicted model, not a curated record
UCGAUCGUGAACCGAUACUUGGUAUACUUUGUAACAGACACUGUGCACCAUAUUACCGUUGAAAUACCGCAGAUCGUUUUCCUUGGAAGCAUGAAGAAACAUUUGAUUUUCUUGUUACUCCACAUCGCGAUAUGUGAUUGUAUAGUUUCUGAGCAACCUGAUCCACCGAUUCCUUGUCACAAAAUUGAAGACUGCGUUGUUUUCUCGCAAACGAUAAAAGACGCGUCGUGUCAAGAUGGAUUUUGCGUGUGCAAAAGCGGUACGGAAACUAAGUACUGUUCCAGCGUAGGUAUUGUGCAUCAUAGCAACAGAAGCACGGAUAAAGGAGGUUCAAUUUACUCGAGUUGCAAGCACGAUCAGGAUUGCCAGCUGAACAAUUCCUUUUGUAACACGACUAUAAGUCAAUGCGAUUGCAAAAAAGAUUACAUUCUGUCUACGUCUAAGAAAGUAUGCCUAAAAAAGGCUGAAACACUGGACUUUCCGUGCGUAGAAGACAAGCAAUGCUUUACAUUCUUGUCAAACACGACGUGUCAGGAUGGCCUAUGUAGCUGCAUGUUUGGACACCAUUACGUGAAAAAUGCUUGUUUCAAAACGAUCGAUAUGGGAAAAUCGUGCAAUCGAUCCGAGGAAUGCGCUCAUGUGAUCGGUGCAGUGUGCACUGAUAGAGAUGUUUGCAAUUGCGCAGCGGGGACUGUGAUUAACGAGGACAAGAAAAGAUGUUUACCAGUCGCACGCGAAAUCCUAGAAAAUUGCACUGAAAACGUACAGUGUAACGAAACCUUUUCAAAUUCGUUGUGCAUCGAGCGAUCGUGUCAGUGCCGUGAUCAGUAUCACUUCGAGCCAAUAAUGAACCGAUGUUUCAUGAACUACAGACUGGGUGAAAAUUGCGGAAACACGUACGAUUGUCAUCAAAUCGAAGACGGAAACGUGACACAGAAAGCAUUGAGGUGCGCAGAAAACAAAUGCAUAUGUGCUGAAAAUCACGAGAUAGAAAACGACAGAUGCGUGAUGAAUGCAGGUUCUCGUUUCCUCGUAUCCCUUUUUCCUACUUUCCUCACAGUCAUCAUCUACGUCGCAUUCCUCAGUCAAAAUUAAACUUCGACGCUUCUCUACAUCUAGGAGAUGCGGCCUGAAAAACGUUUAUUACAUAAUUGAACGGCUCCUUGAAGACACGGCUAAAACGCAACGCGGGAUUUAGCGCGGAAAACAGAAAAAAGCUAAAGAAUAGCGCGUCGGCGUGUCGGGUGUCGUUGCGACUCUACAGUAUUACACGUCGAGUGCAACGAGAGACAGACUACGCACCAGGUGCAUCGAAGCGUUUAAACACUUCCUCCGGCAUGCAUGCAAUUAACGCGCUCGGAGUGCGCUACUGCGACUCGUUUCUCGCAGCAGUCGUCUAAUUUACAAAGCAUUCGUGAUGCCAAAGACACGGAUACUUUUGCCAACCAGCAGAAACUAUAAUACAUCUCCUUACCUCUUGCC